ACCUGUCCGUCCAGCGACCAGAUUUUUUUGAUGCUAGCUUUAUUGGUUCUGCAGAUGCAUCUUCUGCAAUGUUUAGGACAAGUCCAUCGUCCAUUUUCCCCUGCGGCGCUGAUGUCAAUCUUGUAAAUUUCAGUCUUGAUGAUCUCGUUCUUGAGGACAGCGAGUUAAACAAAAAGGGAAUGUUAUUCCCACAUUUGACAACCUUUCUCAAAGUCAAAUUGCUUUGGACACGUCUCCGUUCACACUUCACUACUUUGUUGCGCAAUGUUCGGUCGUGUUUCUCUUGCGCUCAUUUUAAUUUCUAUAGCUGCGAUCUUCUGUGCGCAAUCUGCGGAUGCCGCCAAAGGCCCCAAAAUCACCCACAAGGUCUACUUCGACAUCAGGCAUGGUGACCAGGACCUAGGUCGAGUCGUCAUUGGUCUUUACGGUGGGACCGUUCCCAAGACAGUCGAGAACUUCCGUGCACUCGCAACUGGUGUCGACAAGGAUGGUAAGGAGCUCGGCUACGGCUACAAGGGCUCCAAGUUCCACCGCGUUAUCAAGAAUUUCAUGAUCCAAGGCGGUGACUUCACUCGUGGCGAUGGCACCGGUGGAAAGUCUAUCUACGGCGACCGUUUCAAGGACGAGAACUUCAAGCUCAAGCAUACUGGACCCGGUACUCUUUCCAUGGCUAAUGCGGGCAAGGACACCAACGGAUCUCAAUUCUUCAUUUGCACUAUUGUCACCGGCUGGCUAGACGGUAAACACGUUGUCUUCGGAAAAGUCCUGGAGGGAAUGGACAUUGUAUACGCUAUUGAGGACGUACCUAAGGGCAGCAACGAUCGCCCAUUGCAGGACGUCACCAUCUAUGACUCUGGAGAGCUGCCAGUUGAGCCGGUUGUAGAUGAUGGAGGAAAUGAGGUACCCCUACGCGCUGAGCUAUGAUUCAGCUGCCUCUGUUCCUUGAGCUCUUGAUGCGAAUAAAAUAUUGUUGCUUGUCAACAGGACAUCGCCACCGUACCCGUGAAUUCCGUAACUUCGUCAGCCGAUGCUGAAUUGCCCGCCU
Messenger RNA from Suillus bovinus, 1045 nucleotides. Its product is annotated as cyclophilin-like domain-containing protein. Gene Ontology annotation, cellular component: fungal-type vacuole; endoplasmic reticulum. Gene Ontology annotation, molecular function: peptidyl-prolyl cis-trans isomerase activity. NCBI's taxonomy places the organism in Eukaryota, Fungi, Basidiomycota, Agaricomycetes, Boletales, Suillaceae. The record is from RefSeq and is a predicted model, not a curated record. The transcript is spliced from 12 exons. Gene Ontology annotation, biological process: protein folding; protein peptidyl-prolyl isomerization. The coding region runs from base 265 to 924 and encodes 219 amino acids.